AUGUCUCGCGAAAAGACGCGGCUGGAAGGGAGUGACUUUGCCAGCGAGUCUGAGCAGCCUCACCUUUCGGCAAAAGAUGCUUCAGGAGGUGGUUUUGCCAGAGGGCAGGCAGAAAGUUUGUCCUUCGGAACUUGGUUUGACCACGACUUGCAAGGCGUCACUUUUCCCGCCGGCCUGCAGAGACUUCCGUUCGGCAGUUUCGACCAGCCCUUGGGGGUGAUGUGGCCAAACGGCCUCCAAAGACAUUUGGUUCGGAGCUCAACCAAGGAGUUUUGCCAGAGCUGCGACACCUGGCGCUCCAUAGAUGUGGGAGUCAGGGAGUGA
This is a messenger RNA of Effrenium voratum, 324 nucleotides long. The record is from the annotation of a GenBank genome assembly. NCBI's taxonomy places the organism in Eukaryota, Dinophyceae, Suessiales, Symbiodiniaceae.